Messenger RNA from Triplophysa dalaica, 1465 nucleotides. Its product is annotated as SLAM family member 5-like. The transcript is spliced from 6 exons. The record is from RefSeq and is a predicted model, not a curated record. Bases 62 to 937 code for a protein of 291 amino acids. Lineage: Eukaryota; Metazoa; Chordata; Actinopteri; Cypriniformes; Nemacheilidae.
GUUAUCAAGAGUGUCAGAUCCAGUGUUUGUCAGAACUGUUUAUCUGAAACAUCUGGAGAAAAUGUUCUUUGGGAUUUUCAUCUGUUUGUGCUCGUGGAGUCUGGAGGGUGUGUGUGGUUCUGAGUUCGUCUCUGUGUCUGUGAUGGAGGGAGAUUCUGUCCUUCUGUCUGUGAAUAUUACUGAAGCACAGAGACGUGAUGGAAUCAUGUGGACAUUUGGUUCAAUUCCUAUAGCUAAACUCAAGCCUGAUAAUAAAUAUAUAUAUUAUAAUGGCACUGAUGGGAUGUUCAGAGACAGACUGAAGCUGAAUGAGACGGGAUCUCUCAUCAUCACAGACAUCAGAAUCAAACACUCUGGACUUUAUUAUAUCACAACAACCAGCGAAGAGAAGCCAUUCAAGAUAAUCAACAUUACAGUCUAUACUCGUCUGCCUGUUCCUGUCAUCACCAAUUCUUCUUCUCUAGAUGGAUCUUCAUCCUCAUAUUGUUCUGUGUUGUGUUCAGUGAUGGAUGUGUCACAUGUGAGUCUCUCCUGGUACAAAGGAAAGAGUUUAUUGUCCAGCAUCAGUGUGUCUGAACACAGUAACAUCAACAUCUCUCUUCAUCUGGAGUGUCUGGAUGAUUCUUACACAUGUGUGAUCAACAAUCCCAUCACAAACCAGACUCAACAUCUCAACACUGAUGUCUGUCAUCCGUGUGCUGAACAAACCUUUUUAGAUUAUAUAAUCCAUCUCUCUUUUGCUGCCGGAUCUCUGACGAUUGUACUUCUUAUCUUCUUCGUCUGCAAGAAAGUCAGAAAAACAAAUCAAGAUGCUGAAACAGAUCAGGCCGGUGAACAGGAGAUCACUUAUGCAGAUCCAACAUUCUCUAGAAGAUCAGGAAAACAAAUGAGUGCGGUGGAGACUGAUGUGGUGUAUGCGGGAGUCAUGAGAAGAUGAUCAGACUCUCCUGUGAUUGGACGUUCAGGUUACAGUUACCAUAAUACAUGUUGAGUUUUGAACGCUUCAGUGUCCACACUUCACUAACAUCCUCAACUGAAUUAUGUUUGCAUCAGCACCAAUUCUGAUAAAAACACAUCACGAUUGUAAGACGAUAUGGUCAAUGCUGGGCCACUGGACACCGGUGUAAAUCAAUACAAUACAGAUAUUUGAUUUAAUAAAUUAGACAUGUGACGUGGGUUCAAAUGUUAAAAGCACUGAAGGAGCGGAUGAAACCCAAAAUUAUAUUUAUUUAAAUGUAAAAAAAUGUUGCAUAAUAUUUAAUGGCAUCAUAGCUGUGGGGUGAGUCUAUUGAAGGAAAGAGAACAUACAAUAUAAAAUGGUUAUUUUCUUUUUUCCAGAUCUUUAUAGAAGUCUCUCCCUAACAGAAUAAAGUUGUAAUCACAUAAGUAAUUAUUAAUUAUUUGAUGUAGUGCUUAUAAUAAUAAUGUGUAAUUUUAACUGGUUUAACUUCUGAAUACAUUUUAG